Molecule: messenger RNA, 6970 nt
Organism: Anas platyrhynchos (mallard)
Lineage: Eukaryota; Metazoa; Chordata; Aves; Anseriformes; Anatidae
Source: RefSeq, a predicted model, not a curated record
CGCGGGCCAAUCGGCAGCGGCCCCGGGCCCAGUUCAAACUCCGGCGGCGGUCAGGGAGAGCUCGGCCGCUGAGGCGCCGCGGGGAUGGCUGACGAAGGGGCCGUUACCGUCUGCGUGCGGCUGCGGCCGCUCCUCGCCAGGGAGAGCGCUCUGGGGGACGAGGCGGCGCCUCACUGGAGGAGCGAGGGGAACACGGUCUCAGAAGUGAGCGGUGCCCGAGCCUUCAGCUACGAUCGUGUCUUUCACUCAAGUGACAACACACAGCAAUUGUACGAAGGUGUAGCUGUUCCAAUUAUACAAUCAGCCGUGCAAGGAUACAACGGCACAAUCUUUGCUUAUGGACAGACCUCCUCAGGGAAGACGUACACCAUGAUGGGGAACGAAGAUUGUGUAGGCGUUAUUCCUAAGGCAGUCCAACAUGUCUUCAAACUUAUUUGUGAGAUUCCAGACAGAGAAUUCUUGUUAAGAGUUUCCUACAUGGAAAUCUACAAUGAAACCAUUACGGAUUUGCUUUGUGAUACCAGGAAAAAGAAGCCUCUAGGAAUUCGUGAGGAUGUUAAUAGAAAUACAUUUGUAGAAGACCUCACUGAAGAGGUGGUUGUUUCCCCAGAAGAAGUUAUGGAAUGGAUCAGGAAAGGAGAAAAAAAUCGCCAUUAUGGGGAAACAAAAAUGAAUGAGCACAGCAGCCGUUCUCACACCAUCUUCAGAAUGAUAAUUGAAAGCCGAGAACGAAGUGACCUUGCAAAUGCAAACUGUGAUGGAGCAGUGAUGGUGUCGCACUUGAACUUGGUAGAUCUGGCAGGCAGUGAAAGAGCUAGUCAAACAGGAUCUGAAGGUCUCCGACUGAAAGAAGGCUGCAAUAUAAAUCGGAGUUUGUUCAUUCUGGGCCAAGUUAUCAAAAAGCUUUGUGACGACCCUUCUGGUUUCAUAAAUUACCGUGACAGCAAGCUGACUCGAAUUCUACAGAACUCUCUUGGAGGAAAUGCUAAGACGGUUAUUAUUUGUACAAUCACUCCUGUUUCUUUUGAUGAAACACUCAGUACUCUUCAGUUUGCCCAUACAGCCAAAGGAAUGAAGAAUACGCCAAAAGUCAAUGAAGUUCUUAAUGAUGAUGCCCUCCUGAAGAGAUAUCGCAAAGAAAUUCUGGAUUUGAAAAAGCAGCUGGAGGAAGUGUCUCUGAAGACUCAACUUCACGCGGUGGAAAAAGAUCAACUGGCCCAGUUGCUGGAAGAAAAACUUUCUCUUCAGAAAGCGCAGGAGGAUAGGAUACGAAACUUAACUGAGAUGCUGGUGACUUCUGCCUCGUUUUCAGCAAAACAGGAUAUUAAAGCCAAGAAAAGAAGAAGAGUUACAUGGGCUCCUGGUAAAAUAACCCAGAAGAAUGUGAAUUAUUUUGAAGACUUUGAAAAAACGGAAUUGACUGAAACAAAAAAAAUGAAAGCAUCCCUGUCUUUACUACCAGCUACAUUUUCUGAGAGUUCUGAAAAUGACAACCAACGUUUAACUCUUCCCGAUCAAAUUUUGGAUACAGAGUGGACUCCUGGACCUGACAUGAACUGGACUCAGAAAGACUUUGAAGAAUCUACGCAAUGCUGUGAAGUUUCAACGCUAGAAAAGGACCUUGCUGUCAGUGAAGUCAAUGUCCUAAAAGCUAACUUGAAUAAAGUCGUAUUAGAAAAUGAACAGCUGAAAUUAGAAGUAAAUGAAAUGAAGGCGAAACUGAAGGAAAAGAGAGAAACAGAAGAAUUUGAAAUGCUGGAAAAGCAAACACAAAAAGAGCAUGAGACAGAACUAAUGCAUGAAGUUACCAGCCUAAAGAAUGUAGUUUCAAAUGUGGAAGCGCACAAUGUAGAACUUGAGGCAGAAAUAAGCUCCAAAUUGGAACAGCUGAAAGAGAAAGAGAACAAAAUAAAGACGUUACAGAAUCGUGUGGAAGAAUUGCAGAAAGCAGGAUUGGAAAAAAAGGACGCAUGUGUUUCAGCUGUAAAUAGAGAUUUCGGUAAACUACUUGAGGAAGUUCAACAGUUGACCAAAUCCCUCUUAGAUAGUGAAGCUAUAGCCUUGGAUGCCAAAAAAGAGUCUUCUUUUCUCAGAACUGAGAAUCUGGAGCUGAAGGAGAAAAUGAAUGAACUCUUAAGUAAUUACAAGCAAAUGCAAAAGGAUGUGCAACUCUAUCAAAGUCAAAUAGAAGCAGGAAAAGCCAGCUACAAAAAGAUGGAAGCUGACUUGCAGAAAGAAUUGCAGUCUGUAUUUCAAGAAAACACAAGGUUAACUUCACUGAUGGAGGGUAAAGUUCCAAAAGAUUUGCUUUCUGUUGUGGAGCUGGAAAAAAAGGCAUCUGAUAUAAAAGCGGAGCUAGAAAAAGCGUUGGAAGAGAAUGCACUCCUACAAAAACAAACUCUCGAAAAAUGUGAGGAGCUACGCUUACUAGAACUGGAAAGAGAAAAGCUGCUCUCUGAGGCAGCUGAUAAUGAAGUUAAACUGAAGCAUAUGACUGAAGAAAUUGGGAAACUGAAAGAAGAUCUAGCAGAUGCACAGCUUAAGUAUGAGAACUCCGAUCAGGAAUAUGUAGCACUUAAGCAGCUGCAUGAAGAACUAGAACUAAAAUACGUAGCUGCGUCGGAGAACAGCGAACAAAUGAAACUCCAAAUAGAACGUCUAUCUAAAGAAGCAGAAGAGUCUGAAACAGCCUUGGACGAUGUGAAAUUGGAGCUCUCUAACAAAAUGAAAGAGUUGGAAAAAAAGACAGCAGAGCAGGAGCAUCUUCUUGGUGUAAGAGAGGAUCUUAUUCAGACUCAGCAGAAGCUAAAUGAAAUGGAACAAUUGAAAGAGCAAGAGAAGAUUAUGGAAUCGAGAUUGGAGGCCAAGGAUUCAGAGUUACAGGCAGUUCUUCAACAGCUUAGUGGAUGUCGGGAAGAAAUAAAAACUCUCACUCAGGAAAGAGAUGACCUGAAACAAAGAGAGGAGACUCUCCAAGCUGAGAAAGACCAGCUCAGUGAAGAUAUCAAGGACACUGUUUCAAUGAACAUUUUAGCGCACGAAGAACUGAGAAAUGCACAGAGUUCUUUGAAGCAGUCCCAGGAAACUGUUAAGAAAUUGGAGAAAAGUCUUUCUGAAAAAGAGUCUCAGAUGCUGAGUGUUGAGGAGACACUAAGGAAAACCAUCAGUGACCUUGAAAGACAGCUGGCUGAAGUAACUGAAAACCUGACUCGUGUCUCUUCUGAGUAUGACACGCUACUUGCAGAAAAAGAACAGGCUGAAAGAAGAAUGAAGGAGCACGUCUGUCCGGAGCCUGAGAAAGUUGCUGUACUUAAUCAGGAGAAAGAAGAACUGCAGCAAAUGGUAGAGGUCUCUAAAGCAGAGAGAGAGCAGUUAGAGGCUAACUGUCAGAAAGCAAGAAGAGAGUAUUUGUCAGAAGUUCUGACAGAAAUGGAAAGUCUGCAGGAAGAACUAAAGCAUCAUAAAGAGCAAGCUGCUAUUCAGAAGAACUUGAUAGCAGAAGGAGAAGAGAAACAGCAAAAGACUGAAGAAAAACUAACUGAAGAAAUAAACAGACUGAAAGAGAAGAUAAACGCGUUGAGUGAGGACUUGAAUUUGGUAACUAAGGAAAGGCAACAGCUGCUGGGAGAACUAAAAGAGAAGACUGAAAGUGAAAACAAAGACAAUGAACUUCAACAACUAGAGAAAAGAUGUGCUGUGUUAGCAUGGGAGAGAGAUGAGUUUGAGGAACUGCUGGAAGCUGUCCAAGCAGAGAAGAACAAACUGGAGGUUAACCUACAGAAGAGUGUUGAUAAGCUUGUUGAAACAGAAAACGAAUUGAAGCGGCAGCAAGAACUCCUCAGCAAUGAGAAGAUCAAAGCUGAAGAAAGGGAGGAACGUCUGUUGAAGGUUCAGAGGAGGUCAGAGAUUGUACAGGACAGCCUAACAAGUAAGAUUCAGCAGUUAACUGAGACGCUAGAUAGUGUAUCAAAUGAAAAAGACCGGCUAUUGGCUGAGAGAACUAGUCAUUCUUGUCAGCUUAAAGAACAAAUGUCAUCCGCUACUGAAGAAAAAGAUGAGCUACAAAAACUUCUUCAGGACAUCAGGUCUGAACGGGACCAGCUCAGCAUGGAAUUGCAAAAAACCUCUGAGAUGUAUAUUGAAACGAGUGCUGAACUGGAAUGUGCUCUAAGUAAACUGAAGGAGAGAAGCCUGAGCGACGUGUCUGUUCAAGUGGAUGCACUGGAUAACGCAGAACAGAUGGAUGAUGACAGCCUGAAGGCAAAAACCAUGCGAAUUAAGGAGCUUCUGGAGCUAUUCCCAAGUGUGGAGAAGAGGUAUGAGUGUCUCUACCAUUAUGUCUCGUAGUAAGGAGAGGAUCUGAAUAGCCAGAAAGCAGUGAUAGCUGCGAUACUGACUCAGCUUUCACCAGAACAAAAUAAGCAAGUCAAAAGACUCCAAAUGGAAAAUGAGAAAAUCAACACUCAUUUCCAGCGUUUAUUGGACAGACUCAAGUUCCAAUUCCGUCAUCUUUGCUCCAAGAAAAUGGAGUAUCAUGCUACUGUGAACAAGUAUGCAAUGGAAUUGCUUGAGGAAAAGAGAAAACAAGAUCAGCUGCAAGCUCAAAUUCGGUGUCUCAAGGAGUUUCAUUUGAACCAGAAGGAAAUACCUGCUCGAGUGGUAAACAGUCGGGAAGUGCUGCAGAGUUUGCAUUCGGAUGCAGAGAAUAUUAUCAAAGACAUAGCAGAAAUGGAAAGUGAACUUCUCAGCAUAGAGGCAGAGUUACAGAAGGAAGAAAGUGCUGGAAAAGAAACAGCACGGUUCUGGGAAGCUUGUUCAGGACUCCACUGUGAUGCAGAAGAACUUAAAGAAGCGCUAAGAAAAGACAAUGAAAGGCUUUUACAAGUCAUUAAGUUCUGGACUGCAAAAGUGAAGACAUUCUCUCCACUGAAUUCAGAGUUGAAUGACAGAACUUCCAACUACUGCAAAAAUGCUGAUGCUGAAUAUAAACGGACAAAAGAGAAGACUGAAGAGUUGCUUCAGGAACUAAACACCCUUAAGGAACAACUGGCCCCUGGUGGCUCUGCUCAUCUUCUGCUAGAAGAAGAAAACAACAGACUUCAUAACCGCUUAAAGGCUGCAGAACAAGAUAAAAAGGCUAUGGAAGUAAAAAUCCAAAAGUUGGAAAACAUAGUAAAGGAAGCGGAAAAAAAUGUCAGAGAAAAAGAUGACAGGAUUAAUCAGUUACAAGCACAGAUGAGAGUAAAAGCAGCUAUGAGUGAGCUCACCCAGCUGGAAGCCAAACUGAAUGAGACAGAGAAAUGCCUCAGCACUGUCCUAGCAGAAAAUCGGAGUCUCCAGGAAAAAUUAAAUAAAGGUGCCGAGUUGUACAAAGAAGAAAUUGAUAAUCUCAAAACACAGUUGGUAAGAUAUGACCUGGACAGAAUGAAGCAAUCAAAGAUUUUUGAUAUGCAACUUGCUAAUUAUAAAGCUGUUGCAGAACACCAAGAAGAACAGUUAAGAAAGCUAAAAGAAGAACUCAGAAGAGCACAGCAAGAUCAAGACGUUACUGUGGUGUCUAAAGAAACUCCUCAGCAAUACCAAAAGCCCCUUACUUGUGGUGGUGGCAGUGGUAUAGUUCAGAGCACACACGUGCUUGUUUUAAAAUCUGAACAAGCGAAGCUACAGAAAGAGAACUUGCAGCUGAAGAAACAAAUUUCUUUCCUGGACAUCUGUAGAAGUGAAGAAGUUUUGAUUGGAAGAUGUGAAAGAGUCUAUAAUGAGGCUCAAUUGAAAGACGAACUUAGAAAAUGGAAAGAGAGAGCGCUAAAAUUGAAAGAAAAAUCUUCGAGAGAGACUACUCGAGAGACAGCACCAAGGUCUCCAGGGAAGAAAGUGUCAGAUUCCCUUAAAGAGCAAAUUCCAUCCUUCAAAGAGCCUCCUUCUCAGGAAACGGUGACUCCAGAUGCAUCAAGGCCUCUGCAACUGUCGCCUCCAACAAAUAUCUUUGAUACUUCCAAUUUAGGUACGCUAACAGAUGUGCCACCUGCAGGAACAGAGCCCACAGAAGAACCUCUUAGCCAGUGGCUUGGAGCUUCAGAGAAAGAUGAAGCCCCUGAUUGUACUACCCAGUGAAGGUAUUCUGUUGUAAGCUGCCUUUGCAGUGGUAACAUCCAGAAUCCGCCUCUAUGGAAGACAGUUCCUUCGGGUUAAAUCAUCAGCUGUGGGAAGAGCUCUGGCAGCUGCAGUUCCCUUGUUGUCCUGGAGCUGCUGCUGCUUCCCCCAGCUGGCAAAGCUGCAGUACAAGAAUAAAACUUAAAAAGCAGUCACGUUGCCUGCAACCUGCUGCUGAUGUUCUUCUUUGGUUAUCUUCAGGAUAGCAAAAAAAGAAGAGCUAACAUACUGAAGAAAAAUGGACACAGGAAUGAAUCACGAGCUAAGCUACAGGUGAAGCUUCUCGAACUUCUCUGGCAUUCCUGCAAGAGUCAUCAUCUGGGUGGCUUGUAUCUUCAGUUCUUUCCAAAUCAACAUCUCUCUGUUCUCACUAGUUACUUUUUGUUUCUCAAUAUAGAAGUCUUAUACUGUCUCUUUUUUUGAGACCAUGGAAACUGCAUUUUUACUACAACUUUAACCUCUGCAUUGCGCACUUUCCCUUUUUAAGGCACAAAAUAAAUCAAGGACUUCUCUUAAACGCUAUGCAAUAUGUCUGCAGCUCUGUCAAUUAUGGUGCCAGGAGUAACUUUGCAUUUUGCAUCAUCUUUGAGCAUACUUCUCUUUCCUGUUUGGAGUGUGACAUCUGAAUAUUUUUUUCCAAGCAGUAACCAAUGGAUCUAAUUGAUGCUGCAGUUACUCUAGUGAGUGAAAAAUAAAUUGUAAUUACGGCUGUAUGGCAGACUGUUUUGCUAUCCUGCUUACCUGAAUUUUGAAACUUAUUUUUACGUCCUGUAUAAGGUUUGUUUUGACAAUAAACUUUGUGUUAAGUAUCUCAAAA